Molecule: messenger RNA, 4746 nt
Organism: Lolium perenne
Lineage: Eukaryota; Viridiplantae; Streptophyta; Magnoliopsida; Poales; Poaceae
Product: endoribonuclease Dicer homolog 2a
Biological process (GO): siRNA processing
Cellular component (GO): nucleus; cytoplasm
Molecular function (GO): RNA binding; ATP binding; protein binding
Source: RefSeq, a predicted model, not a curated record
CGAGUCAAACUGCCAAGCAGCAAAAUCUCCGCUGCGCCUUAAUUACCCGCUGCCCCGCCUCACCAAAUCAAACCCCACGCGCGCACCAACCAGAUUCACCCGUGCACCGCCGCGGCGCCGCCCCCCCAUUGUGCCCCAACCCCAAAAAUGCCAUCCGUCACCACCAUGGAUGACCCCGCCGCCGCCGCCGCACCGACGGAGGACCAGCAGACGCUACCGAGAUGGUACCAGCUGGAGGCGCUUGAGCGGGCGAUGAGCGGGAACACGGUGGUUUUCCUGGACACGGGGGCCGGGAAGACGCUCAUCGCGGGGAUGCUGCUGCGCGCCUACGCGCACCGCGUGCGGAAGCCGGCACGGGACUUCGCCGUCUUCCUCGUCCCCAACCGCGUGCUCGUCGAGCAGCAGGCGCGGGUCGUCCAGGCGCAUACCGACCUCCGCGUAUCCAAGUUCACCGGGGACAUGGGCGUCGACUUCUGGAACGCCGCAACCUGGCGCCGUGUGGUGGACGACGCCGAGGUGCUCGUCAUGACGCCGCAGAUCCUCCUCGACAACCUGCUCCACAGCUUCUUCCGCCUACAGGACAUCGCGCUGCUCAUAUUCGACGAGUGCCACCGCGCUAAAGGAAAUUACCCCUAUGCGUGCAUUCUCAAGGAAUUCUACCACCCACAGCUAAAUUCCAGACCACAGGACCCUCUGCCGAGGAUAUUUGGGAUGACUGCUUCGCCCACAGAUACCAAAAAUAAACAGCCAGAAGUCUACUCCAAACAAAUCUUUGAUCUCGAAAAUCUACUGAAUUCGAAGGUGUACACAGUUGAUAAUCAAUCAACUUUAUCGGAUUACCUACCGCUUGCUACUACGCAGAUCGUGCAUUACGAUUCUUCUAUCAUUCCAUCCAACACAUAUAACCAUAUUAAGAGUUGUUUGGAAAGAUUGAAAGAAAAGCACUUCGAAGUCUUGAAGGCAAACGCAAACCUAUAUGGCUCAUCUCUGGAAAACGCGAAGAAAGGGAUAUCCAAAUUACACAAGACAUUCUUAUAUUGCACAGCUAAUCUGGGAGUAUGGCUGGCGGCAAAGGCAGCUGAGGUGCAGUCAACAACUAACGAACAAUUCUUACCUUUCUGGGGUGAUGAAAAGCUGGAUAAAAAUGUUGAAGGCUUUGUGAGAAACUACAGUGAAGAAGUAUACAGGGAACUCUCAUGUUUUUCAACAAGAGGUCAUAUUGGUGAAGAUUUUGUAGCCGAUUUGCAAGAUGGGCUAUUGACACAUAAAGUUCAUUGUCUUGUCCAAUUUCUUCUGGAGUACAGGCAUAUGGAAGACUUAAGAUGCAUUGUAUUUGUCGAGAGAGUUAUUACAAGCAUUGUAUUGGAGUCCCUACUGUCCACUAUCAGUCAAAUGUCUGGCCGGAUUGUUAAACACAUUGCAGGAAACAGAUCUUUGUUGCACCAUCAGAGUAGGAAUAAACAAACGGAAAUUGUUGACUCCUUUCGAGGAGGAAAGGUACAUAUAAUUGUGGCCACACAAGUUUUGGAGGAGGGUGUGGAUGUGCCAAGUUGUCACUUAGUGAUCCGCUUUGAUCUGCCAGCAACUGCACGCGGGUUUAUACAGUCACGUGGUCGAGCUAGGAUGCCAAACUCUGACUAUGUUUUGCUUGUUAGAAGGGGGGAUGCAAAGGCCCGUUCUAAGAUAGAAAAGUUUCUUGGAAGCGGGCAAAUGAUGCGGGAAGCAUCUCUGAGGCUUGCAUCUUCUAUGUGUAAACCACUUCAGAACACCCUGUGUGAAGAAGAUCAUUACCAUGUUGAAUCUACUGGAGCAAUUGUGACUAUGAACUCCAGUGUCAAGUCUAUCUAUUUUUUCUGCUCGAAGCUCCCAUCCGAUGAAUAUUUUCAACCUCUGCCAAGAUUUAGUAUUGACAAGGCAUUGGGAACUUGCACCCUGUACCUCCCCAAGAGCAGUCCUGUACAGAUUGUUAAUAUAGAAGGAGAAGUUUCCAUCCUCAAGAAGGCAGUUUGUCUUAAGGCCUGCCGAGAACUACAUGCUAUCGGUGCCCUCACAGAUCAUCUCUUACCAGAAUUAGGUUUUCCAUGUGAAGAAGAACCUGACAUUGUUGUUGAGAAAUAUCAGCACGAGCAUCCUGACUACUUCCCAGAAGAAUUUGUGCACAAUUGGUUAUCCUUUUCUCGUCUUGGAAUAUAUUAUUGCUACAAGAUUUCAGUGGAAGGCUGUUCGAAAACAACUUCUUGUCCAAAUGACAUACUUUUAGCUGUGAAAUGUGAGUUGGGACCAGACUUUGUCUCUAGCUCAAUUCAAUUGUGUGGUGUGCAAGACUAUGCUAGUGUUGCUAUGAAAUAUGUGGGAAUCAUUCAUCUGAAUCAAGAACAGGUAAUAAUGGCUAGAAGGUUUCAGACUACUAUUCUUUCUUUGCUUGUCAAUAAAGGCCAUCCUGAUGUCAGCAAUGCAAGUAAAUACUUCCAUGAGAUGCAAGUGUCGAUUGGAGUUGUCUACCUACUGCUACCCUUAGUUUCUGGCAAAGUUGAUUGGUGUAGUAUCAAGUUCUCAGCCUCGCAAGUUUAUGAUGCUAGUAACAAGGAUAUGAUGCAUUGCCAUUCUUGUAAACAAGUUGAUAUACUGCAAACAAAAGAUGGUCCUCUGUGCAGGUGCCUGCUUAAAAAUUCCGUUGUCUGUACCCCUCAUAAUAACGAAUUGUAUGUAGUUACUGGAUUUCUUGACUUAAAUGCCAAAUCCCUUCUGCAUUUACGUGAUGGCAAUGUCCCUACCUACACAACCUAUUUCAAGACUAGGCAUGGCCUGAAUCUAACACAUGAAAAUCAACCCCUGUUGGCUGCCAGUAAACCUGGUGAAGUGCGGAACUUCCUCCAAAAGCGCCAUUAUAAGAAUAAAAAAGAACCUUGCACAUCAUAUUCUGUUGAGUUGCCACCUGAGCUCUGCAGACUUGUCAUGUCACCAGUGUCCACUAAUACUUUGUUCAUCUUCUCAAUUAUUCCUUCUGUAAUGUACCGCAUCCAAUGUUUGCUUCUUUCUGCAAAGUUGAAGGUUCAGUUGGGCCCAAGAAUGCAGCAGUUUGCCAUACCAGCUCUGAAGGUUCUAGAAGCAGUAACAACCAAGGAAUGCCAAGAAGAAUUUUCACAGGAAUCAUUAGAAACUCUUGGUGAUUCUUUCCUCAAGUAUGUCGUCACACAGCAUCUAUAUUGCAAAUACACACUUCAUCAUGAGGGAACAUUAACCAAGAUGAAGAAAAACUUGAUCUCCAAUGCAGCUCUAUGCCAGCUGGCCUGCAACAACAAUCUUGUGGGUUACAUUCAAGGCGCAGAGUUUAACCCAAAAGGUUGGAUCAUUCCAGGGCUUGGUUACCACACAUGUGGCAGAAGCAAAACUCUUUGUUUAAGCUCCAAUGAUAUGUACAGUUUGAGUAAAAUGUCUGUUAGAAGUAAAAGAAUAGCAGAUACAGUUGAGGCCUUAAUUGGAGCCUACCUCAGUGCCGCUGGAGAACAGGCUGCAUUUCUUUUCCUAAAAUCAUUAGGAUUGGAUAUAGAAUUUCACCAGAAGAUUCCGUUUGAAAGGAAGAUUGUGAUAAAUUAUGAAAAGUUCAUCAAUGUCAGAAGUUUGGAAAUAAUUCUAGGUUAUGAGUUCAAGGAUCCUUCAUUCUUGAUGGAAGCAUUAACGCAUGGGUCAUACCAGAUUGCCGGCACUACUGCAUGCUAUCAGAGGCUUGAGUUUCUCGGAGAUGCUGUGUUGGACCAUCUGUUCACUAUAUAUUACUACAAUCAUUACCCUGAAUGUACUCCAGAAUUGUUGACAAACCUUAGAUCUGCUUCAGUCAACAACUGUUGCUAUGCACACGCUGCUGCUAAAGCAGGACUAAACAAGCACAUUCUUCAUAUGUCGUCGGAACUGCAUAAAAGGAUGGCUAACUACCUUGAGAAAUCUGGACAGCCAUUUACCGGUCCAUCGCAUGGUUGGGAAGCAGGCAUUGGUCUGCCCAAGGUUCUUGGGGAUGCUAUUGAGUCAAUAGCUGCUGCAAUUUAUGUUGACAGCAAAUUUGACAAAGAAGUGGUUUGGAGGAGCAUGAAACGGCUACUGGAGCCGCUUGCGACCCCUGACACCGUUGAGUGUGACCCAGUGAAAGAGCUGCAGGAAUUUUGUGAUCGCAAAUCUUAUAGCAAGUCUUACACAAAGACCCACAAGGAUGGAGUAUCAUCGGUGGUUGCAGAGGUUCAGGUAGAAGGGACUAGCUACUCAGCAAUUGGAACUGGUCCUGAUAAGUCUGUUGCCAAAAAAUUGGCAGCGAAGUCGCUGCUAAAAAAUCUAAAGGCUAAACUGUAGUACUCAUGGCAUGCUGCAUUUGCUAUUAGUCGUCUGUUACUAACCUAUAGGUAACAAACUGAAGUUACUGUGAAAUUAUGUGUACUUCACAAAUGUGCAGCUCAACGGUUCUUGUGAAUAUUUAGAUUCAUGAAAUAUGUUAUUUCAUGCUCUGGAAAGCAUCUAUGGAACUUCACAUCCAUAAUGUUCAACUUGGAUCGUUGUAACCAUACUUUUUGCAGUAAAAGCAUUUGCUUUUGUUAGGGAAAUCUUGGUUGGAAGAUUGUGUUCUAUUCCUCUGUCAAGACAAAUGCUUGUGCCUCAUUGUGCUUCUUUUGCUCAAUGACAUACGUCCAUCAAAUGCAAUUAAAAGCCAUGAAACAUGUCUGAUUUUGCUUGUUGCCCUGUUGAACAGUUCCAUCAGUC